Molecule: messenger RNA, 2338 nt
Organism: Asterias rubens (European starfish)
Lineage: Eukaryota; Metazoa; Echinodermata; Asteroidea; Forcipulatida; Asteriidae
Product: glutamic acid-rich protein-like
Exons: 8
Coding region: 154-1686 (510 amino acids)
Source: RefSeq, a predicted model, not a curated record
UUUAAUAAAUAACUUGUUUUGGGGGGGUCCGUUGUCAAAGCAACUGACGCUAUUCUAUCAAAAUAAUGAAGACUUUUGAUGUUUUUCUUUCUUUUUUACUUUUCCGAGAGUGCUGAAUGCUAUUUGUGUUGAAACUGGCCGAUUUUUAGUAGAAUGGCAGGCGAUCCUGAUAGUGAUAAAGUUGCAAAACUUGUCAAACUUAAAUUAGAGGACUAUUUCAACAGACAGCGUGUAGAGAAUGAGUUUGAUUCUUCUGGUAAAGGAAUACACACAACAACACCACUAGUAGUGCAGCUGGAGCUAAGCUACCUUCAAGCUGCAGAACAACAAUGGAAAGCUAAGAAGAAAGUUACAAGACAAAAGAACCUAGACACCAAACAAGACAAGAAAGAAACGCAGAAGUCAAGAGAUGGGGACAAGUCUAAUGAAACUGAACUUUCACCAAGAAUUAAGAAAAACAGCAAGUUGAAGUCAAGAGUCAAGGGUUCCGAGAUUGAACGUAUUACAAAGAAUGCUCAGACUACAAUGAGUCAAGUAUCUGUCAAUAGGAUUCACAGUGUUCAUCGAUAUCGACCUCAUCUUACACGUAAAGAUUAUGUUGACUUGGGGAAAGUCGCUCACGUCUCUCCUCAUGUAAAUGCCAUCUUAAAUACGGAAUAUGCCUGGAAAAAUGCAGAAGACAAUGAUGAUCGUGAAGCAGCGAGAAAGUAUGUUCAAGAAAAGAUGGAGUCACAGGCAAAAGAGAAAGAAGAAGAGAAAAAAGAGCAUCCAACAAGUACUGAUUGUAGAGAGAGAACUCCUGAAUGGCUCAGGGUACAGAGGGAAUCCCCAUCAAAUGAAGAGAUCAUCUCAAGAGAACCUGAUCAAGAAAGAGAUGGAGUCAAGGAGGAUUCAGACGAUGCGUCUAAGAAUGAUAAGACAAGGCGACAUGAUGAUAGUGGGCUAGAUGAUGAAUCAUUAAAAGAGGAUCAAGAUAAUCUCACAUCAGUAGAUGAUAGACAAGAUACUACCAGUGGUCAUCUCAAACUAGAUACUACCACACAAGAUACUACCGAUGAACAUAACAAACAAGAUACUACCAAACAAGAUACUACCAGUGGUCAUCUCAAACUAGAUAAUACCACACAAGAUACUACCGAUGAACAUAACAAACAAGAUACUGCCAGUGCUCAUCUCAAACUAGAUACUACCACACAAGAUACUACCGAUGAACAUAACAAACAAGAUACUACCAAACAAGAUACUGCCAGUGCUCAUCUCAAACUAGAUACUACCAAAAAAGAUACUACCAGUGGUCAUCUCAAACUAGAUACUACCACACAAGAUACUACCGAUAAACAUAACAAACAAGAUACUACCAGUGCUCAUCUCAAACUAGAUACUACCAAACAAGAUACUACCAACGAACAUAACAAACAAGAUACUACCAGUCUUCAUGACAAAGGUAAUGAAGUCAUUGAAUCGGGAGAAAGGGAUGAUGCAUUUAAUGAUAAUCUAAAAGAUGAUAAACAAGAUGUUGAGAGAGAGAAUGUGGAAAAAGAAGGAGACGAACAAGCUCAAGAAAGUGAUAUCAAAGAACAUGAGGAUAGACAUCAAGACAUUCCUGAUGAUAAGGAUGAACUUAAAACAGAAGAGUAUGUUAGAACAGAAAGCAUGUUAUCAUUAACUACAGUCGACAAUUCAUGAACUAGUAAUGCUUUUGAAUACAGGGACGGUUUGUACACGCCCACAAAGUGUUGUGACCCUUGACAAAUCAUUCUAUCUUCUCCAACAUGUCCAAGCCUCUUUCAAAGACUAGAGUGUUGUACUUUUCAUUCGAAUUCGAGUUAUUGGAUAGAAACACAUACUUUUGUAAAAUGAAAUGUACCAGAAGUAGGAUAGCGAAAAAAAAACAUGAAUCUAAAUUUCCAAAAAAUGUUUGCUGUAAAUAUUCCUGAUCUCAUUUGUAUUGUGUUCAUGAAUUAUAAUGAGAUUUUGACGUUUAAUUUGCACUGCGAAUAAAUAAUAUUACUGUUUUACCCAUGAACUGAUAUGUGUAAAGCACUAUAAUUUUUGUAUUUUUUUGGUAUAUUGCUUUAUCUAUGAGAGUCGCAAAGCACUUUCAUCAAUUAUUGUUGACAUACCUAAUUCUGACGUUCUUGCAUUAUGAGACCCAUGUAAGUAUCAUCUUACAAGAGUUCACAAAGUGCUGCAGCUCUCUCAGUAGCCACUGCAAGCAACACCGGGGCAACUCCUCUUAGUAUGAGUACAACUGCAUAAAAAUUCCUGCUUAGCAAUAAUGAGCAGGACCAGUCACAAACUGUACAUGUGACAAUGUUGUUUUGGCUGGUAACCUUAU